This is a messenger RNA of Patiria miniata (bat star), 408 nucleotides long. Its product is annotated as perlucin-like protein. The coding region runs from base 1 to 408 and encodes 135 amino acids. Lineage: Eukaryota; Metazoa; Echinodermata; Asteroidea; Valvatida; Asterinidae. The record is from RefSeq and is a predicted model, not a curated record. The transcript has a single exon.
AUGACUGUCGGGGUAUUUCAAACUCUGCUAGCCGUCCGUCCUCCCGGCUGGUUGGCCUGGCAAGACGCCUGUUACAUCUUGCUGCCUGACAAGAUGAAUUGGUGGCAAGGUGAGGAUGUUUGUGACCGGCCAGGGAGCAGCCUGGUCGUUCCUGAUUCGCAGGAAGAACAGGACUUCAUCUGGCGGGAAAUGAAGGCGAGGAUACAGGCAUUUGGGGCCAACAUCUCAAGUGACCUGGAACUGUGGAUUAGAUGCCGCGAUGUCGACAACAAAGGGGCGCUUUCGUGCUAUGGUGUCGAUGGGGAUCCCGACUACAAAAACUGGGGGCAUGAUGAGCCAAAUAAAUUUGAACAUAUUUGUGUCCGAAUGGCUGAGAAGUUCAACGGUCAGUGGGGAGACAUACUGUAA